GCAGUGUGAAAAUCUACAUCGGGAAGUCGCGUCGAAAUUUGACUUAUUUUUCUAAGACAAAACAUCAUUUUCUCACGUUUUUACAUCAUGCCAUAGGAUAAGUGUAUAUCGAACUGUCCGUCCGUUACUUAUUUGUUGGAAAAGUGUUCAGGAAUUUUGCAGUGAGAUUAAAUUUCUGUGCCGUUCACUUCACACUGGUUGACUGGUUUAUCACUGCUGAAUUUAUACCCAUUGGAUUGCAUGAAGAAGUUCUACGUAUGAAUGUGCAGUUGUCUGCAACGAAUUCUGCAACAACCUACGCAAGUCUGUUUAUGGUGGUGAUGCCUGGCCCUGGUGAAUUCCAGUUUUGAUAUUUGAACCAAGAAGAUGGCAACAGAAUCACCUUCAUUUUACCAGGGAGUUGUCGGCGGGGAGGUAGGCAUCGGAAGUCUUGCCUCUCACCUCAGCACCCGUUAUGGCACCGACCUUGACCUCUCCGACGCCGGCUUCCAGCAAAACCUGGAGUACAUCAAAGAGCAGAUCAAGAAGGACAUACGCAAAGAACUUAAACUCAAAGAAGGAGCGGAAAACAUGCGAAAGGUUACGACGGACAAGAAGAGUAUUGCAAACAUAAACAAUAUGGUGAAGCAGGCGAAUAUAAAACUGCACGAAUUACGCCAAGAAUUGAAUGAACUUAACGCUCACAUUGUGGUGAAUACUGAUGAAAUAACUGCUGCUUCAGGUGAUGCAAGCCCCCUGUCCCCAGUCAAAUCAGACGGCUCUACGUCGGACGACACCGGGGCCCUACGCACCGGUCCCGCUCCAAACAGUCGCGUCCUCGCUCUAGAGAAGCAGCUAGCGAUCGAAAUGAAGGUGAAGCAAGGCGCGGAGAACAUGAUUCAGAUGUACACGUCGGGGACGAAGGAUCGGAAGUUACUGGCCGAGGCUCAGCAGAUGUUGCAAGACAGUAAAGUGAAGAUUGAAGUCAUUAAGAUGGAGGUCAUUAAAGUACAGCAGAUGGCCGGGAAUAGUCAGUUCGGCGACUCGUCAAAUGCUGAUGGCGCAGAUCUAGGUUACCGCAGAGCGUCUGCGGCUGAUCUACAUCUAAGCCCUCUAGAGUUCAGGAUUGAGGAGUUAAGACACCAUUUUAAGAUUGAACUCGCCGUCGUGGAAGGGUUUAAGAAUGUCACCAAAAUGCUUAAUGAAAGUAGAUCAUCCGAUAGGAAAAGUUUAGCAGAGGCUGAGAAAGGAAUGGUGGAGUCUAACCAUAAGUUGGAUAUUCUGAGACUAGCCCUGGAGAAGAGAAUAACCGAGUUGACUCCUGAUCACAUCGACAAGAUGCAGCAAAUCAGAGAUGAACUCGCUAGUGGAAAGUCAUUGUCCUACGGAACCCUCCCCAAGCCUGCCGCUCUAACAGGUCGACUGGAGGUACGUCUAAUGGGCUGCCAAGACCUGAUAGAAUCCAUCCCAAACCGAGCAAAGUCCAACUCAAUAACAGGAGGAGCGUUCAGUCCGGGGGAGAGUAGAGGACUUCUCAAGGGCAAGACGUCAUUUCAUGGUCGAACGGGCAGCCGGUCCUCCAGUACGAGACGGGAUGAACUAUCUAAUGACAUUGGUGCCAUUUUGAAGUUAGACAAUGUUUCAGUAGCGCAGACGUCCUUUAAACCCAUCAGUAACCAGUGUUGGAAUCAGAGAUUUAGUGUGGAAUUAGAUAAGUCUCGAGAGCUGGAAAUCUCUAUACUCUACAAAGACUGGAGGUCGUUAUGUGCCGUGAAGUUCUUAAGACUGGAAGAUUUCCUCGAUAACCAGAGACAUGGACUCUGUCUUAACCUAGAACCUGCAGGGAUGCUCUUUGCCGAGAUUACAUUCUUUAAUCCCAGCAUUGAGAGGAGAACGAAACUUCAACGUCAAAGAAAGAUAUUCCCCAAAUACAAAGGCAAAAACUUCCUCCGAGCCAACCAGAUGAACAUCAACGUCGCCACCUGGGGCCGUCUAAUGAAACGAGCCAUCCCUCCAAACUGUACCUCACCCUCCACCCUCAGCCCCCCUGGGAUAGGCUCCUCGUUACCCCCGCCGGUCAGAGAAAGACCGGCUAUUCCAAUGCAGAGGCUGAGCUUCGACGGCGAACUCCCCGAGAUCAACCAGAAUAUGGAGACGUCGCCCAAGAAGACGAACGGCGAUCAAGGGGAGAAGAGGAGGGUACCUGAGAAUGAGUUAGAGGAUGCGUUAUCUGCAUUUGAUUUUCUGAAGAGUCCAAGUUCCGGCUCGGCACCUCCAACGCCAGACCUCCCCGAGUCCAGACCAAUAGUACCCUCACCAUCUACAUCCAGACCUCAACCUAGCAAUGCUGUAGCUCAGCAUGAGAUCAGUUCCAGUAGUUUUGUCAGUAUGGACAACUUCCGCUGUAUCAGCGUUCUUGGGCGAGGACACUUUGGCAAGGUGCUUCUUGCCGAGUAUAAGAACACGGGUGAAUUAUUUGCUAUCAAAGCCCUCAAGAAAGGGGACAUAAUUGCCAGGGAGGAAGUAGAGAGCUUGAUGUGUGAAAAGCGUAUCUUUGAGACAGCAAACAGUAUGAGACAUCCCUUCCUAGUCAACUUGUUUGCUUGCUUCCAGACUGAGGCCCAUGUCUGUUUUGUAAUGGAGUACGCUAUCGGCGGUGAUCUCAUGAUGCAUAUACACACAGAUGUCUUCUCAGAGUCUAGGACUGUGUUCUAUGCAGCGUGUGUCGUACUUGGCUUGCAGUAUCUGCACGAAAACAACAUUGUGUACAGAGAUUUGAAGCUUGACAAUCUUCUUCUGGAUCAAGAGGGCUUCCUGAAGAUUGCUGAUUUCGGUCUCUGUAAAGAAGGCAUGGGUUUCGGGGACCGCACCAGCACCUUCUGUGGUACACCGGAGUUCCUGGCACCCGAGGUCUUGACCGAGCCAUCGUAUACCAGGGCGGUAGACUGGUGGGGACUCGGCGUUCUUAUAUUUGAAAUGCUCGUAGGAGAGUCUCCAUUCCCUGGUGACGAUGAAGAGGAAGUAUUUGAUAGCAUCGUCAACGACGAAGUCCGCUAUCCAAGAUUCUUAUCCACAGAAGCUAUUGCUAUCAUGAGAAGGUUAUUGAGACGUAAUCCAGAGAGGAGACUUGGUUCAAGUAGGAGGGACGCUGAGGACGUCAAGAAACAAGCCUUCUUCAGAAAUGUGCAAUGGGAAGAAUUGUUAAUGAGGAAAACCACACCACCGUUUGUACCUAACAUAAACCAUCCAGAAGACGUGAGUAACUUUGACGAGGAGUUCACCCAGGAGCGUCCAGUGCUGACCCCACCCACCCGAGACCCUCGAGCAAUAACCGAUCAAGAACAGGACUUAUUCAAAGACUUCAAUUACACCGCUGAUUGGUGUUGAGGAAGAGUGUCCUCUAGUGGUAGUGUUUGAAUAUUGAAGGCUGUCCUCUAUUGGCGAGAUCAGGCCAACUUGUGGUUGUAAUGAGGUGCUGCCCUCUAUUGGCGUGAUCAGGCCAACUUGUUGUGAGAUGCUAAACAUUGAUGGUGAAAUAGAUGCGCAGAUAAACUGACUCCAAAGGCUGCCCUCAAUCACCGCAUUUGUGCCAGGCAGCAUUUAUGUACUUCUAGAUACGCAAACUUCCAAAGACAAGUUGCAGCAGAUGGCACAAGGUUGGAUCAAGAAUAACUCAUGAUGCGAUGAAUUUCGGAAGUCUUCAGUUCCUGAGAGGUUUCAAAGUCCCAAGACCACCAACCAAUUGGAAUAUUAUUGCGAUUUAACCGAUGAAGUCAAAUCUACAUCAAGGGGUCAACAAUGAAGUUAUGCCUUGUGUUUUUGCAGCAAUUCUAGUUACUCUGUAUUGCUGAAAAGGACCGUGGGCAAGCUGUUUUCUAAAUCGAGACUAGCCUACAGUUGUUCGUCGUGCACCUGGCCGGUUAAAGGACAAAACGAAAAGUUACCGGAGAAAGGGCGUAAGCAAUUGAUGUGCAAAGCUGCGUUUCAAGAAAACCAAGUGUGAAAGUUUGAUUGUUUUUUUUGCCAUUCAUAAGUCAUUAUAGACGAUGUGACCUAUGUUUACAUUCAAACUGCCCUCUGUUGAAAAAACACUGUACACGUCGUGUUUCGCCGAGCAAAAAGAUGCAAAGUCAUGGUAAGAUUGCGCGUACUUUCUAGCUCAAAGGUUUUGCCCGGCAGUAUGUGCGUGAUUCAUGUUGGAGUAACGUCAGAGGUCACAUCGUCUAUAGAGCCCCUUUCACACGAGCGCUGCAAACGCGGGACCCUGGUUAAGGGCCGCAGCCAUCUGUCACCUUUACCGCGUGCGAUUUUUUAGCGAGCAUUCACACGACACGCACACACACAUGUAAACAUACGUCCCUCGUUUAGGUAGGCCUACUGCAUGGACAAAAGUCUACAAGCAAGAGGUUUGAGUUAAAACAAAAACCUUACAUUUAAAA
This is a messenger RNA of Asterias rubens (European starfish), 4418 nucleotides long. RefSeq names its product serine/threonine-protein kinase N2-like. The record is from RefSeq and is a predicted model, not a curated record. Gene Ontology annotation, biological process: protein phosphorylation; signal transduction. The transcript has 19 exons. Lineage: Eukaryota; Metazoa; Echinodermata; Asteroidea; Forcipulatida; Asteriidae. Gene Ontology annotation, molecular function: protein serine/threonine kinase activity; small GTPase binding; ATP binding. Bases 367 to 3366 code for a protein of 999 amino acids.